GUUGGACUCGACGCCAAACACCCGAUGUUAGUGAGCGGGUCGCACCUUUCACGCUCGUCCUGUCGAUCUGCAUUUCUCAGGGCUUUCUCAAAUGCAGCGACUCCUUCACCUAUACGCAGCCUCUCGCGUAUCGCCCAUGGCGUGGCUUUAAAUCGCUUGUACCACUUGCCUUGCCUUGACAUUAGGGCACGCGUGUGUUUGCGCACUUUCAGUUCCUGCAAUGCAAGGUGGAACUCUCCGGGUAACACGAAGGCGGAAAAGCCCCCAGAAUCCGCUCAGAGCACCCAGGCGACGACAGCCAAGACCUCUCCCCGGGAGCAACGGAGGAAAGACUGGAUGGUCGUCCAGAAAUUGAUGGAGAACGUUUGGCCCAAGAAUGAUUGGAGCACUCGGGGGAGAGUGAUCCUCGGUUUCGCCUUGCUCAUUUCUGCUAAGGUGUUGAACGUACAAGUUCCGCAACUGUUUAAGCACAUCAUUGAUGUCCUCAACAUCGACGCGGGAACCCAAAGUACUGUCUGGGUUGUGGCCGGCUCGCUCAUACUUGGAUAUGGGGCUGCACGCGUCGGAGCAACGUUGUUUGGGGAGCUCUUGAGCGCCGUAUUCGCUAAUAUUGGCCAGCGCGCUAUCCGCAAGGUCGCUCGGGAAACGUUCGAACACUUGUUAAAUCUAGAUCUCAAGUUCCAUUUGUCUCGUCAAACUGGCGGACUGACGCGCGCCAUCGAUCGUGGAACAAAGGGAAUUUCUUUCAUGCUACAAGCCAUCCUAUUUCGGAUUGUUCCAACUGCCUUCGAAAUAUCUAUGGUUUGCGGCAUCCUGAGCUACAAGUUUGGCUGGGACUUUGCUGCGAUCACCUUGACAACAUUGGCCGCUUACACCUGGUUCACUGUGCGGACAACUUCGUGGAGGACCCAGUUUCGACGUGAUGCAAAUAAGGCGGACAACAAGGCCGCAGCCGUUGGCAUCGAUUCCUUGAUAAACUAUGAAGCUGUCAAAGUAAGCCCGUUGGAGCGGUCUGAUCAAUUCUUUAGUUUACCCGACUCUCUGAAGCACUUUAAUAAUGAGAAGUAUGAGGUUACUCAGUAUGACAAAUACCUCAAGCAAUACGAAAACUCCUCAGUCAAGAUCACCACGUCAUUAGCGUAUCUAAAUUCCGGGCAGAACAUCAUAUUCUCGACCGCACUCACCACCACGAUGUUCCUAGCAGCCCAGGGGGUAUUGAAUGGUACUAUGACAGUUGGUGACCUUGUGAUGGCGAACCAACUCAUUUUCCAAUUAUCGCUGCCCCUCAACUUCCUUGGUUCUAUCUACCGGGAAAUACGUCAAAAUUUGUUGGACAUGGAAGCGUUGUUCAAUCUACAAACGGAGAAUGUGCCCGUCAAGGAUAAACCCGGAGCUCGACCACUGGCUUUGAAAGGUGGUUCAAUCCGAUUCGAGAAUGUCACGUUUGGUUACCAUCCUGAUCGCCCAAUCUUUCGCAACCUUUCCUUCACUGUACCUGCUGGCAGGAAAGUGGCCAUCGUCGGUCCUUCUGGUAGUGGAAAGUCGACUGUUUUCCGAGUUCUCUUCCGGUUCUACGAUCCCUGGUCAGGGCGAAUUUUGAUCGACGGUCAAGACAUCCAAGAUAUCCAAUCAGAGAGCUUAAGGCGGUCUGUAGGCGUCGUUCCACAGGACACGCCACUUUUCCAUUCGGACAUCAUGCACAAUAUCCGAUACGGUCGUCUUGAUGCAACAGACGAGGAAGUGAAGGCAGCAGCCAUGAAAGCGAGUGUGCAUAGUACUAUAAUGAGCCUGCCAGAUGGAUACAAGACAACCGUUGGUGAACGCGGACUCAUGAUAUCAGGAGGGGAAAAGCAACGACUGGCUAUUGCCAGAGUGUUGCUUAAGAAUCCUCCAAUCUUGUUCUUUGAUGAAGCUACUUCUGCCCUCGAUGCCCAAACCGAGUCAGAGAUCAUGCGCAGUAUCAAUAACAUCCUGCUGGAUAGUGCUCGGACGAGUAUAUUCAUCGCGCAUAGGCUGCGUACCAUCGUAGAAGCUGAUCUUAUCAUUGUCUUGAAAGACGGUCAAGUUGUGGAGCAGGGCACACACGAAGAACUGUUGCGUUCUGGUGGCCUGUAUCACGAUAUGUGGUUACAGCAAGCCUUAGACAGUUCCCCAGAGGCUACGAACCCGUCGCAGCCAUGAGUAUCUUGUUUACUGAGAUAAAAUGAGUAGACUAUUUGAUUUCAAGUAAAGUGAGUUUACGACCCAUGCAUCCGGUGACCUCGGUGAAUUUCCGAUUGUUCACCAUGGUACUCUCAAUCCAAUCGCCCACGUAACCAGCUCAACAAUCCCUUCGUCCCUUCACGCUCCCACACUUUCCUUUGCGGAAUCCUGAAACUGUUGUAAAGUGUUGAGAUAGGUU
Pisolithus orientalis is the source of this 2401-nucleotide messenger RNA. RefSeq names its product P-loop containing nucleoside triphosphate hydrolase protein. Gene Ontology annotation, molecular function: ABC-type transporter activity; ATP binding; ATP hydrolysis activity. Gene Ontology annotation, cellular component: mitochondrial inner membrane. NCBI's taxonomy places the organism in Eukaryota, Fungi, Basidiomycota, Agaricomycetes, Boletales, Pisolithaceae. Bases 25 to 2181 code for a protein of 718 amino acids. The transcript has 10 exons. The record is from RefSeq and is a predicted model, not a curated record. Gene Ontology annotation, biological process: intracellular iron ion homeostasis; transmembrane transport.